AUGGCCAAAGCGUCCGCCAAGCAGCGAUUUCCGGAAAGGAACUGGGGAACAAACCGUCCGACCAAGUCUCGGGGGCAGGGCGAAGGUGAAAUCCUUGCCGCCUUGGGAACACAGAGCCAACUGGUGUACAUACCGGGCGAUGGGCGCUGCCGUACGGCGACAGACGGAGCCGGUAAGAAGCCCGCGGUGGACCUCGGCGUGCUGGAGGAAGACGACGAAUUCGAGGAGUUCCCAGCCGAAGACUGGACGGGGCUGGACGAGGACGAGGACACGCACGUGUGGGAAGACAACUGGGAUGACGACAACCUGGAGGAAUAUUUCUCAAAUCAGCUGAGGGCCGAGCUUGAAAAGCACGGACAUAAGAUGGAGACCUCGUAGAGAAGGAAUGACGUUUGUGGAGGGGAGGGGCGGAGAGUCUUCAAAGCCCCCCACACCACCGUUUGGCUUUUGCAUUAAAAUAAUGCCUCCCGCGAUCUCUGUUUUUUUUUUUGUUUAUCCAUGACCUGUUCUUGGAGUCGUCACCGAAGAGAAAGGGGAUGAGUUGUGGAAAGCAAACGUGAAAAAUUGUCACCAUUCUCCAGCCAUGUUGGAUUUGUUUAAUGUCCUGUUGGGAUUUUCACCGUUCGGAAUCAAGUUUAAUAUUUUGAAAAAAAAAA
Messenger RNA from Petromyzon marinus (sea lamprey), 656 nucleotides. The record is from RefSeq and is a predicted model, not a curated record. Lineage: Eukaryota; Metazoa; Chordata; Hyperoartia; Petromyzontiformes; Petromyzontidae.